UCCAAGUUCAAAUCGCCUCAAUAAACUAGCUGGCCCCCUGAUAGCUCCAACGUGCGGAGAAGACUACGAGCAGGACAAAAAGUUUGGCAGGCUGAUUUCAAAAGGACUUUGGCUAGAAAUCGUGAAGCAUGGGUGACUGGAGCUUUCUGGGGCGUCUGUUGGAGAACGCGCAGGAGCACUCGACGGUAAUCGGCAAGGUGUGGCUGACCGUCCUCUUCAUCUUCCGCAUCCUGGUGCUGGGGGCUGCCGCCGAGGAGGUGUGGGGAGACGAGCAGUCGGACUUCACCUGCAACACGCAGCAGCCCGGUUGCGAGAACGUCUGCUACGACGAGGCCUUCCCCAUCUCGCACAUUCGCUUCUGGGUGCUUCAGAUCAUCUUUGUGUCCACGCCGACGCUCAUUUACCUGGGACACGUCCUGCACAUUGUCCGCAUGGAAGAGAAGAGGAAGGAGAAGGAGGAAGAGAUGCGCAAGGCUCUCCGCUUCCAGGAAGAGAAGGAUCUCUACAGGAACGGCGCUGAGGGGGGAGGAGGUGGCGGUGGCGGAGGUGGGAAAAAGGAGAAGCCCCCAAUUCGUGAUGAGCAUGGAAAGAUUCGUAUCAGGGGGGCUCUGCUCCGCACCUACAUCUUCAACAUCAUCUUCAAAACCCUGUUUGAGGUGGGCUUCAUCCUGGGCCAGUACUUUCUCUACGGUUUCCAGCUCAGGCCCCUGUACAAGUGUGCCCGAUGGCCUUGCCCAAACUCAGUAGACUGCUUCAUCUCCAGGCCCACGGAAAAGACCAUUUUUAUCAUUUUCAUGCUUGUGGUGGCUUGCGUGUCCCUUUUGUUGAACCUCUUAGAGAUCUACCACCUGGGCUGGAAGAAAGUCAAGCAGGGCAUGACCAAUGAAUUUGUCCCAGAGCGUGAGUCAGUGGGCAAUGAGACCAGGGAGACUGACAAUGUGACAGUCCUGCCCGAGACUCGAGCAUCUGCUCCCAUUCCCAACCACCCGCCCAACUACACAGACCUGACUGUCGCAGGGAGAGGCGCCUUCAUGCCCCCAACCCACUCCAUGGCCCUUGUUGCAACCCCUGAGGCAGAGCACAAGUCAGACCCUCUUCAUGACCCCUUCCACUCCUCCAUGUUCUCCAGCAAUAACAGCAACAACUACCGGCUACCUGCGGGACAGAAUUGGGCCAACAUGGCCGCCGAGCUGCAGUCUAGUGAAGCCAAGCCGUGCACCCCUUGCUUGUCCUCCUCCUCCUCUUCGUGCUCUCUGAGUAACAUGGCGCACCCCAAGGAGCCCCCUCUGGCCUCUUCCGGCGUGAUGACUGAUGGCGACGCUGAUGGCGACGAAUCCAGUAGAGGGGGGAAGAGUGAUGCUGGUCGCGACAUCACGACUACCACCGUGGAGAUGCAUGAACCGCCAGUGGUCCCCAUCGAUGUCCGCAGGCUAAGCAGGGCGAGUAAGACCAGCAGCAUCAGAGCCAGGCCCGAUGACCUCGCUGUCUAGCCCCCCCUCCCCUACACACACACACCUCCCCCAAGACCUCCCCUCUCUCCCCAUCCAAUCACUCCCACUCAAAAAACAAACACACAUAUACACACACAUACUGUACACCACUCCACCACCUCUGGUUUUUUUAAUCGAGAGAGAGAGAGAGAGAGAGGAAAGUUAUGAAAGUAACGAGAAGAAAAAAUACAACAGAGGCGAUUGAAGAAAGAAAAAGAGAAAAAGGACAGGUUGCUGGAAAUAUAAUGUUCUCUGACAUUAAAUUCUUUUAAAAUGGCUAGACUAUCCAAAAAAAAAAAAAGAAUCAGUGCAAUCGGUGAGUUGUAGUGUCAUCCAAGCAGAGAUGAUAGGCUCUGCAUGUGACAUACACUCACAACUAUGUGUUUGAAAAUGGGAGAAGCAGGUUGACCCAGAAUUGUGAAGGAAGAGACAUUUUCACUAAUUUGGACACUAGCACUAUUAUUUCUUUCUUUCUUUUUCAUUUGUUUUGAAUCUUUUUUCUGAGGAAGAAUUUGGGAGAGGUAUGCACUUCUGAGUCGUGUUUUUUUUCUCUCUCUUUUGUUGUGAUAGAUCUUGAGUUUGACCCUUGUGCACUGGUGUGCCUUUGCCACCACUCUUUUAAUCAGUGUUCGUCCAUAUCGUUUGUGAAUCCCCUGGGUCAUCGUUCAUCAUAAGGUUUCAGGCCCCGUAAAGACCGAUGCUGAAUUGGACGUGCUCACACUGUGACUAUGCAAUCCCAUGGGAACCUUAACCCGCCGGUGUCCUGGGAGCUGGAGCAAAGGAGGAGGCUGUGGCUCUAUCCCGUGUUAUGACAGAUCCCAAGCCAAGACUUGUCUUUUAGGCUUUUCGAAGGUUGUGUAUGAUUGGAAAUAAGGAGGUCUUGUUUUUACCGUCAUUAAAAGGAACAAAAAUAUACAUUCUUACUAUCAUUGCAGUUUCAUCAGGGUAUAUUGGUAUAAAUAUAUUGCCUAAGUAUAAAUGAAGUGUAUAUAUAUAUAAAUAAUAUACAGUCUAGGGCUACAACUAAUUCCAUACACAAUGAUAGCGUUUGCAGUGUGUUAGAGAAGUGCAAGUCCUCCUUGUAACCAAAUUCUGCAGCAGUAGACCUACAGAAUUACAGCUGAUAUUUUGUACAUAAAGGGCUAACGUGUGUGAAGACAUUGUAGGUGCCAUACGGACACGGCAAUAGAAUGGCUUAUUCGUAGAACUUUUUGAGAUUUAUAGCAAUUAUCUCAGUUGUUUGUUGCUGGAGUAUUUCAUUGCCACCAGUAGAAAUGUGAACACACAGGACUGUGCUUUUCUUUGUUAUUUUAUAUUCCUGCCAGGUUAUACAUAAGUAAAAAUGGCUCCCUUACAAUAUUAUUUUCCCAAAAUCAGUUGCAUGACUUCAACUUAUUUGAUUCUAAUCCUUUGGAUGUUUUCCACAGACAGGAUAUAGCUGUCACAAGAAAAUCGAUCUCUGAAUUGCAUUGUCACAAGUGAAAUCUGUCACUGUGAAACUACAACUCACUGAUUCAUCAAAGGCACAUUUGACUGUCUUGGUGUUACUGUCCUUCACAGUAACUGCUUCUUUGAUGUCACAAUGCCACAUGCUUUGUAGAAAAGUGAAAGCUGGGACACCUGGUUGUUAGCACUUCAGAGCAUGUAAUAAUAAUAAUGAUUUAAUUUACAGGAAGUUAUAGAGACAAUAACAAAAAGAAAAAAAUGACUGAAAAAAACAUAAUUGAGCUCUUAUACUCCAUCCCCUCACCCACUCCCUCUUAAUCUUUCUCUCUCUCAGCCUUUCUCACUGUCCCUCUAUUUCGCGUCAUUUCUCCAUGAGCUCCAUAGGGAUGGUUGACUGAGACCAGGGCUGUGAAUGUGCUUGCUGUGCACUACUGUUUUGUUGUGUUCAUGCGCUGAAAUGCAGAACCUGCUGUUUGCAUCUGCACAUUUUGAGUGCCACCCCACACCCUCAAAACCUGGUCUUACAGGUGCUCUUGUCUCAACUCUUGCUGCUGCAGGGCUCAAUUUAACCAAAGAGCACUAUAAAGAAUGAUUUGAAAAUGGGCAUGACAUACCUGGGUCUUGCCAAGGCAGGAGGUGAUGUCGCAAUUUAUCAGAAUAUCAGAACAUGGUAACUCAAGAAGAUUAUCUUAUUUCAAACAAGAAAUAUCAGUGCCGUUUACAUUUUCUAAACCAGGUUUGUGUAAUCAAAGCCAAAGAGCUUUUUAAAGAACCGAGAUUUAAUCUCUUGCAAACAUUUACUUUUGUUUUCUAACUAUACUAUUGGAUAGGCAUUUAGUAUUCAGUCCUACAGUUCUCGUAGCACCCACGUAGCAUUUAAAAUCAAAUCACCAUUAAUUAGGCACUAUAUGUGAACAGCAGCAUUUAAACAUAUGCAAAUUGCAUGCAACACCAUGUUUUCUUUUGAUAAAAUUGCUAUUUUUAUAAAGAAAAAUGAAUAAUUUAAGGGUAUCGAAGGAGAAUAGUUUUUGCUGUCUUUUUUGGAUGCUGAAACAAUUUAUUUGGUACAAAAUGGAAAGGUCAUGACUUUGCAGACCUUUUCCCUCAGUUUUGUCGUGUUGAAUCUUCCAUUGACUUAGUAGUUUCCAUUCUCUACUUCCCUGACUGUCAAGUGUAACAUUGUCUUAGGUCUUUAUUGGAAGCAUGUGCUGUGGAAUUGUCAAUCCCAGUUGCGAUUUGAAAAUGAACAGCUACAAAUCAACUGGUAGAAUAUUAAUCAAUUGUUAAGUAUGACUUCACACUGUGAAGCACCCAUAUGAGGUGUCAAGAUAUAUAUCUUUAAUCCUGUUUUACACCAUAGGAAAAGGAUGAUUUUAGGUAUUUUAGCUGUAUCAGAGAUGGGGUCUGAACUGGCACUUCACUUGGACUGCCUGAAAUGAGACUAAGUUUGCAAACCGUUAGAUUUGCUAAUAAUCCUUGAUAAUACUAAUAUUGAUAUUUUGAGAUGGAUGUAACAUCAUUUUGACCUAUUUUAUUGUGUUAUAAAUACACCAGUGUGUGUUUCUAUGUCUCUCUUUUUUUGGUUCAAAAAGUUUACAUUGCAGUAUGUAGAUUUGCACAUUUAUGCCAAACAAGCUUUUUGACAGAAGCUUACACAGGUGAAUUUGGAGCGUCGGGACUAGGGACAACUGAUGUUAAAGGAGUCAAAAAUCACACACACUGCAGUUUGUGACAUAACAUUAGUUUUUAAAGAAUCCUCCAAUGUUUUACUCGAAUUUGAGGAAUGCAGGAAUGCAUUAUAUUUGUCUUGAAUCUUCCACCAUUGUUUGAAAUGAUCACAUUUGAGUUAUGGCAUGGGGAUUUCUGUAAUGUAUAUUGCAAAUUGCAUGUUUUGUAACCCCUACGGACGGAGGACAACGCCCAUUUAACUAUAGCAAUUCAAUCUGGCAAACACCAUGCAACCUCUAAGCUGAAAAACAUUCAAAUGAUCAGGUUUUUUUUUUUCAGAGCAAGAUCUCUCUGACCAGUCAGGGACAAUGAAAC
Sardina pilchardus (European sardine) is the source of this 4979-nucleotide messenger RNA. Its product is annotated as gap junction alpha-3 protein-like. Gene Ontology annotation, biological process: cell-cell signaling. The transcript has 2 exons. Gene Ontology annotation, cellular component: connexin complex. Lineage: Eukaryota; Metazoa; Chordata; Actinopteri; Clupeiformes; Clupeidae. Gene Ontology annotation, molecular function: gap junction channel activity. The record is from RefSeq and is a predicted model, not a curated record. The coding region runs from base 129 to 1490 and encodes 453 amino acids.